Cotesia glomerata is the source of this 2041-nucleotide messenger RNA. RefSeq names its product suppressor protein SRP40-like. The coding region runs from base 1 to 2004 and encodes 667 amino acids. Lineage: Eukaryota; Metazoa; Arthropoda; Insecta; Hymenoptera; Braconidae. The record is from RefSeq and is a predicted model, not a curated record. The transcript has 10 exons.
AUGUCACGAAAAAUGUCAGAUAAAAUAUUUUCUCUUGUAUUUUGGGAUGAUUUAAACUCCCACUCUGUAAUUAAAACGAGCUCUAUUGAACGAGCGAUCAGAACUGGAAAACUUACGGCCAAAAAAAAUAAUAAAAAUGAAGCGGUAAAAAUUUUACUCCAAGACGAUGAUAAAGAAUACUUGGAAAUGGUCGAUGUUGAUCAAAAUGGAAAGAUUUUGCUAAAUAAAAGAAAGAAAGAUGUUAAGAAAGGAGGUAAGAAAGGAGAAAAAAUCAAGACAUCUAGAGCUGUUGGCCGAAAGGUAAAUGAUGAAGAUAUUAUGCAGACCAAGUCUAUUUUUGAUGAAGAUUCAGAUGAACCAUCAUCACCAUCUUCGAAAUUAAGGAGAGUAACUAGGAAAAUCAUUUCGAGUGAUGACAGUGAACUUGAAGAAGAAAGAACCAAAAAUUAUUCCAAGAAAGUAUCUUCGUCAACCAUCAAGCCAAGAGCUAGCAACCGUAUGCUUAUUUCAAUUAAUUCUGAGGAUGAAGACAAUGAACCUGAGACAAAGAAGAAAGUGAUAAGCUUCAAAAGACACGACCAAACUAAUUUGAAGCAAAAUAAUGAUGAAGAAUCUCGAGAACUAAUUAAUGUCAAUAAAUAUGAAAGAGCUGUAAGCAAAGUAAGACCAAGAAACGAAGAAACAAACAAAGGAACCAAAGCAGGCAGCGUCGAAAAUUCACCAAUGCGUAACAAAAGGAAUCCCCGAUCGACAUCCCCUGUUGGAUUUUAUUAUGGGAAAAUGUCUUCUUCAAUGCUCAAACAAAGAACUAGCGAUCUUGUAUUUACAUCAAGCGAUGAAGAAAGUGAACCUGUUGUAAAGAAAAAUCUUAUCCAAGAUGAUCGUGGAACUCGUUCAAAGACAGCAGAUAUCAAUGAUGUUACAAUCAAAGUCAAAUCAAAAGCUGGAAAUUCAAUCCUUACCUGUGAUGAUUUUGAAGAGGAUAGUGACUCUGUUUUUAAUCCAGUGAGAAGAAUGAAAAAAUCUCUGGUGGAUAAUGUUCAAAAAGGUCUUGUUCAGUAUUCAGACUCCUCAGAUGAUGCAGAAGGUAAUUAUGAGACCAAUAAUUCGGGUAACAGUGAAGUGAUCAAUAAAGAGGAUUCAGAAGGUGACAGUGACAUUAACAGACGACGUUAUCAUAAAGUGGACAACAAGGAGGAGUCAGAAAGUGAUAGUGACGCCAACAGUCGCAAUAACGACCAAGUGGCCAACAAACAGACUUCUAAUACCUUUUCCAAAAUAAACGAUAAUACUGAAGAGAUUAUCAUUCUUGACGGACAAAAGGAAUUAAACACAAAAUUGACCAAGAAAAAUUACCUCGAAGAAGAUGAUAGAGGUAAAAAGCAGAAAAAUCGACAGGAAAGCUUCUCGGCUCAUUCUUCCGGUCCUUUGAAAGGUCAAGAGAGCUCAAGCUUAAAGGCUGUAACUGACUUUAAAUCUAAAAAUCAAUCAAAGAGCAAGGACUCCCCUGGAACAUCAAAAAUUGAUGAAGUUGACAAUGAUCAAUUCUCUGCAGAGGAUUUAAAACUAUUCAAGCAAUUUUUAGAACUUCGGAAAGCCAGUGUUCAAUCACCGAUGCAAGUUGCUUCAAGUACAAAUAAACAAGAAAAAGUGACUGAUAACAAGGAUGAGAGGGAGUUAAUCAAGGGAUCAGAGAUUAUGGUCGAUCGGUAUAAAUUGAGAUUAUUAACAAAAAACUAUCAGAAAAAAGCAGGGCAAAUGGCACGCGAAUUAUUGAGAUUGAUCAUCGGAGAGGAAAACCUAGCUGAGAUGGUUCCCCAAAAAGAGAAAGAAGGCAGAAAGUUGAUUCCCCAAAAGAUAUCAAACGCCAUUUUGAGCUACGUUAAUGCACAUGUUAUCGGUGGUCAUCAACUUGAAAUCGAUGAAUUUCAGAGCAUUAUGAGAUCGUUGUGUUGCUCCGUUCGUAAUAAAUACAAGAAAAAACUCACCGUUAAAAAGGCAUAAUUUAAUGCACAUUAAUACAUAAAAACAUGUUCACAUU